Molecule: messenger RNA, 1005 nt
Organism: Peniophora sp. CBMAI 1063
Lineage: Eukaryota; Fungi; Basidiomycota; Agaricomycetes; Russulales; Peniophoraceae
Source: the annotation of a GenBank genome assembly
AUGUCGUCCUCCGGCCCUGCCGGUCGUACAAGAUGCGACGGUUGCAUAGCACUAGAAGAUACUGUCAAACGGUUGACAGCGCGCCUUGACGCCCUCGAACAUGGCUAUGCGCACUCCUCGCGCGACCGCACUUCCAGUCCAGAACGUGAAUGCUCCUCGGCCCCGAGCGGAUUGACCGAAAUUGCUGUCGCCGAGUCGGAGGAAGUAUAUCAUGCUGCCAUCGAGAGGCAAGCAACUGUACUGGACUUACCCACAUAUUCAUCGUCGGACGGCGUUGUGGAUUCGUCACAGGUCGAAGAGUUCGAGCUCUCGUUCCCGCCAACGCUCUCAGAUGCGAGUACAAUCUUGACGAGUCAAGAAGAUCAAGAUAUGCAUGUCGGUGAUGUCGAACCCCAAUCUGCGCCACAACCUUGGCCCCGGCUUCGCAGACCUCGCAGACGAUACGGUGGGAUACCACCUCCCAGUAGACGUACUCCAGAGAACGUCAGCGAGCUAAUGGAUGACAAAGGGAUGGGUUGGCGCCUCAAGCCACUUAUACCGCGCUACAAACGGCAGUGGAAUGCUCGCGAGAGGGCUCGGGGGGAGCACUUGGCGCGUCAAGGUCUGCCGUAUACCCUGGAGCUGUACGACGAUCCCGACGAAAUCCCCGACAUAGUGAAAAACUUGUAUAAAGAUGUCCCGAGUCUGUUUGUUUGUCUCGUCUCGCUGUCUCACCGCCUCGUAUCUUCCGUCCCCUCAUCAGGUUCACGCUGCUGUGCUCAUAAUAUUGGUUUACCCUCUCAGACCAUCGGUCGUGACACCGGCUAUCCUUGCAGAUGGCUGCUCGCAAUGCUCGAACUAUUACACCACUCUGUCAUCUGCGCGGCUGUGGGUUGUGCACCUAAGCCCUCCGCGAGCACCUUUACGAGCCCCGGAUCACUCGCAUGGUACUCCAAACACCCCAGCCACAAGGUGCUAACGACGAUUGACGCCGGACUGACUGCCGCGCUGUCGAACACCGAAUAG